UUGAGCGAGCCCCAAGGCGUGGGGAAAAUGGUAGACAGUUUUUCACUUAAUGAUGCUUUAUCUGGGUCUAGAAACCCAAAUCCUCAAGGAUGGCCUGGUCCAUGGGGAAACCAGCCUGCUGGAGCAGGGGGAUACUCAGGGGCCUCUUAUCCUGGUGCCUACCCUGGCCAGGCACCUCCCGGCGGCUACCCUGGCCCCACAGCACCUGCUUAUCCUGGCCCAACAGCACCAGGAGCCCAACCUGGGCAACCGAGUGGACCUGGGGCCUACCCGCCUCCUGGACAACCAAGCGCUUCGGGAACCUACCCUGCUGCUGGUCCCUUUGGCAUCCCUACUGGACCACUGACUGUGCCUUAUGACCUGCCUUUGCCUGGAGGAGUCAAGCCUCGCAUGCUGAUAACAAUUCUGGGCACAGUAAGGCCCAGUGAAAACAGACUUGCUUUAGAUUUCAAGAGAGGGAAUGAUGUUGCCUUCCACUUUAACCCACGCUUCAAUGAAGACAAGAGAGUCAUUGUUUGCAAUACCAAGCUGGAUAAUAUCUGGGGAAAGGAAGAAAGGCAGGCGGCUUUCCCAUUUGAAAAUGGUAAACCAUUCAAAAUACAAGUGCUGGUUGAUUCUGACCACUUCAAGGUUGCGGUCAGUGAUGUCCAUUUGUUGCAGUACAAUCAUCGUCUGAAAAAUCUCCCAGAAAUCAGCAAAUUGGGUAUUUCUGAUGACAUAGAUCUCACCAGCUUCAUAUGCUAUGAUAUAAUCUUAAAGGAGAAGAUUUUAAAAAAAGAGAGAAAUCGAAUAUUCAUUUAAACUUACACAUGUAGACUUCAU
Canis lupus familiaris (dog) is the source of this 822-nucleotide messenger RNA. RefSeq names its product galectin-3-like. Gene Ontology annotation, molecular function: laminin binding; IgE binding; carbohydrate binding. The record is from RefSeq and is a predicted model, not a curated record. Bases 28 to 801 code for a protein of 257 amino acids. Gene Ontology annotation, cellular component: immunological synapse; nucleus. The transcript has a single exon. Lineage: Eukaryota; Metazoa; Chordata; Mammalia; Carnivora; Canidae. Gene Ontology annotation, biological process: negative regulation of extrinsic apoptotic signaling pathway; neutrophil chemotaxis; positive regulation of calcium ion import.